This is a messenger RNA of Budorcas taxicolor (takin), 1053 nucleotides long. RefSeq names its product transmembrane protein 236 (gene TMEM236). The record is from RefSeq and is a predicted model, not a curated record. The transcript is spliced from 4 exons. Bases 1 to 1053 code for a protein of 350 amino acids. Lineage: Eukaryota; Metazoa; Chordata; Mammalia; Artiodactyla; Bovidae.
AUGGCUUCGGGAAAACUAAUCAAGCUGCUGGUGUUUGAGCUGCUUGAGUUUACUGCUUUCUGUGUCCCCACGUUAGUGAUAAUGGAACAGUUUGCUGUUGCCUAUUCCACCACGAGGCGUCCGCCUGACAAAACACAUUAUUGGCUGAUUGUUUCCUGUUCAAUUGCCUAUGUAGCUUCAGUGACUCUCUUGAUUUGGAUUCCUGUGAAAGUUCUCUUGUACAAGAAACGUCAUCUUUACCAAAAAAUCAAAGGAUGGAGACCUGUUAUGAUGAUGUGUGUAGUACUCACCACGCUUCCCAGCUUCAGCUUUUCUAUAGCAGUGACUGAGGUUCAAAAGAAUAUUAAUGGUUCCACUGAUAUGUUGCCGGAUAUGUUACCUGACCUGCCAGUCUCCCUAGUUCUGACUUGCUUGAUUGUGGUUGAUAUUAUUGAAAAACUCAGGAUAUAUCCUCUUAGAGGGAGGCAAAAGAGUAACGAAGACAGGCACAUCCAUACGACCAAUUUGCAACAAAUAAGAACUGUGACAUGUGAAGCGAAGCAAAAUGAAGAAAACCCUACUCGCCCACAGCCAGCCAGCAGGACCCACUUGUCGCGGCCACUAGGAGGCGCCACAGGGAGCUCCUCUCCUGAGCUGGAGGGACCCCAGGAGCCCACCUUUGAAUGGGGAAUCCUGAGAACGCUGUCCCAACAGGACGUGCGUGCAGAGAUCUUCCUCGGGAGCUUUCUACUCUGGGCUGACACCAUAGAAAUGGUGCGGGUGGCCGGACACCCCAGGGUGUACAAGUCAGGCUGGCUGUACGCGGUCUACAUCUUCAGUUACAUUUCUCUUCUUCGAAUGAUAUUCACUCCCCGGAACCCGCUCCUGAAUUCCUUUGUCAUCCUUCUCCAAGAUCUACCUUUUAUCUUUGUUAGACUGAGUUUAAUCAUUGUCCUGGGAACAAUCACCCCCGUAUUGGGUCUUUUUAAAAAUGUGCUGGUGACUCUGUCUUAUGUUUACUUCAAUUUCUUAACCAGAUUCAAGAUGUUCUCUACCUUUGAGAGGUCUUUUUAA